AUGGACACAACAAUUAAACUACUAAAAUACUUGAAAGGAUGUCCUGGUCUGGGACUUCUGUUACCAAGAGAUGGAAAUUUGGAUGUCACAGCAUAUUGUGAUUCUGAUUGGGAACAUAAGUUGAAAAGAAAAGCUAAUACCAACGACAAUGAUGAUAUCGUUGACACACUUAUAAAUUAUGAAGAGGUUGAUAAGAAUGAGUUUCGUUUUACAAUUCACCAAGUCAAAGCUGUGACUAUGGGAGUGAGACUUCAGGCUUCAGCAGCAUUAACUGAAUGGUCUAUGUCAGAGCUGCUUAAAUACCCGAGUAAUGGAGAAAGCACAAGCAGAGGUCCUUUACUUCCAAGAGAAGCAAGGGAAAGCUGUGAGAUUAGUGGAUAUAAAAUACCAGCCGAGGCCAAAAUCCUCAUUAACACUUAUGCAAUGGGGAGAGAUCCAGAAAUCUGGAAAGAUCCUGAAAGCUUUCAACCAGAGCGUUUUGAAGGAUCUUCAAUUGACUUCAGAGGGAACCACUUUGAAUUGAUUCCAUUUGGUGCUGCUAGGAGGAUUUGUCCUGGCAUAUCAUUUGCAACUUCUACCAUUGAACUUGGUCUUGCUCAAAUGCUUUUAUCACUUCGACUCGAAACUCCCAAAUGGGAUCAAACUAGAAGACUUGGAUAUGACUGA
Molecule: messenger RNA, 666 nt
Organism: Pistacia vera
Lineage: Eukaryota; Viridiplantae; Streptophyta; Magnoliopsida; Sapindales; Anacardiaceae
Product: alpha-humulene 10-hydroxylase-like
Exons: 4
Coding region: 1-666 (221 amino acids)
Molecular function (GO): oxidoreductase activity, acting on paired donors, with incorporation or reduction of molecular oxygen; monooxygenase activity; heme binding
Source: RefSeq, a predicted model, not a curated record